AUGCUUCAAGAGUUACCGUUAGAAAUAUUAAACCAAAUCAGUUACACCUUGGUUCCAAGUGAUGCAUUGCAUUUGGCAUAUACCAAUAAGUAUUUGUACUCCUGCCUUUUACCAAGGCUUUACUCGUCUUUGGUUAUCGAUUCGAGUAAGAAAAAUUAUCAGAAUCAGCAUUUAAUCAAGCAUAAGUCAUAUCAACGGAUUCCAAAUAUUCUUAAAGCUACAAGUAGUCAAACGAUCCAUUCAACUAGUAUUAAGUCGAUUUACGCGUUAAGAUUGGUUUUCAAAAACUUGGCUAAUCACCCCAGUUACGCUAGCUAUAUUCAAAUUUUGAUCAUAGAUAAUGAGUUCCCCGAUAUAUCUAAUUUGGAAAUAACCCACAUGUUGAGCCAGAUCAUGCCGCUAUUAACAAACUUGAAGGUAUUCCACUGGUUUUCGUUAACCAAAAUGAUUCCUUUUGAAUUGUUGUAUGAGUUGAAAUUUCCUAACAAGCUAUUAGAAUUAUCGGGGAAUUUCAUCUACACUAGUCAAACAAAUUUGGCUGGCUUCAACAACUUGAAGAUAAUAAAUUUAUCGAGUUUCCAAAAUUCAGCCAAUUUGGCCAAAUUUGAAAAUUUGGCUAGCUUGCCGAAUUUGUCAAAAGUGAUCAUUUCCAAAAAUUUUAGUUGCAAUAAUCAGCUAUUAUCAUCCAAAAACAUUACCUCCAAUAGUUUAUUGACCAUCCCCGAUUCUGAUCCUUACUUAUCGGUAUUGUUCCCCCAAUCUUCUACAAAGAAGUUGAACUUAUCAAGUUUCUGCUUGAAAGAUAUCAACCUUGAUCUUAAAGAUGUUGACCAUCUUAUUUCAAAUAUCAAUCUCAAUCACUUGAAUGAAUUAUCAAUUAAAAAUUGUACCGAAUCCUUCUUUCAUCAAAACAUCCUGAUAAACGGAUUAAGAAGAAACUUACCACCAGUCACCUUCUUAGAUAAACUAACCCCUUUCUUAACCAACUUAACAAAACUCAAUUUAGAUUUAUCGAAUGAACUUUAUAAUAAUGACUCGAUUUUUAAAUUUUUGUCCAAUUUACCAAAAUUAACUCAUCUAAUCAUAAAAUUAAACUUCAAUCAAUAUGAAAAUAUUAAUUAUCAAUUAUUUAAAUUCUUCACUAAUUUAAAACCAAAUUUAACUUACUUAAAUUUUGAUUUCGAUAUUUCAUCAAAUAUCAUUUACCCUCCUCCUAAUUAUGCAAAACCAGCUACUUUCAAUUAUACUCUAUCGUCAAUUGAAAAAUUAUCUUCGCUCAAAAACUUAUAUUACUUAAAAUUCCCAAUUCUGCAGUUCCAAAUUCCUCAAUUCCUACUUUUAAUUAAACCUUUAUCUAAAUUAUCUCACUUGCAAUUAGUUUUAUUACAAUCUGCCUGUGAAACCCCGUCCCCCAUCUUGACCAAUAAUCUCAUCUGUCAAGACUAUUUCAAUACCUCUUUUCUUUUGGAUUAUAAACUCAAUCAAAUCGAUCAAUUCAAAAUCUAUGCUCUGGAUUUUAAACAGUCUUUAUCCAAUUUGAAAUACUUAUCUUUCAGUAAGAAAGAUGAUCAUUUCGUUUUUGAUUGCAUCGGCCAAGUUCACUUGAACCUGGAUUUAGUCAAUGACUUUGAUCACCUAUUGAAUAUAUAA
Messenger RNA from Hyphopichia burtonii NRRL Y-1933, 1650 nucleotides. RefSeq lists its product as uncharacterized. NCBI's taxonomy places the organism in Eukaryota, Fungi, Ascomycota, Pichiomycetes, Serinales, Debaryomycetaceae. The coding region runs from base 1 to 1650 and encodes 549 amino acids. The transcript has a single exon. The record is from RefSeq and is a predicted model, not a curated record. Gene Ontology annotation, molecular function: protein binding.